UUCAAUAUGAACAAACUAUGCACUUCAAACCAAAUUUCCUUAAAUUUUUGAAUUAUCUACCAUCAAAUGUAAUUCUACAAUUCAAACCCAAUUCUCUGUUUUUCUACUGCACAAAAAUCAAUCCUCAAAACCCUAAACCAUUUAUUCUCAAACAAUGCAUUGCACUUUUGCAAUCUUGUGCUUCAUCCUUUUACAAACUUAAACAAAUUCAUGCCUUUUCUAUCAAACAUGGUGUUCCUUUAACCAACCCACUUCUUGGAAAACACCUCAUUUUCUUCUCAAUUUCACUUUCUCCAUCCAUGUAUUAUGCCCACCAAAUUUUUCCCCAAAUUGAAACCCCAAAUAUUUUUACUUGGAAUACCAUGAUUAGGGGUUAUGCUUUUAGUGAAAAUCCUAAACCAGCGAUUGAUUUAUACUUCCAAAUGAGGGUUAAUCUUGUUGAGCCUGAUACACAUACUUAUCCUUUUCUUUUGAAAGCAAUUUCUAAAUUGUUGGAUGUUAAGUUAGGUGAAAUGGUGCAUUGUAAUGCUGUUAAAACUGGUCAUGAAAAUUUGGUUUUUGUUCAAAAUGGGUUGGUUCAUAUGUAUGCUACUUGUGAAUAUCCUGAGAGUGCUUACAAGGUGUUCGAGAAAAUGUCUGUGAGAAAUCUUGUAACUUGGAAUACUGUAAUUAAUGGGUUUGCAUUGAACGGGAAACCUGAUCAGGUUCUGAACUUUUAUAAGGAGAUGAGCUUUAAAGGUAUUGAGCCUGAUGGGUUUACAUUGGUGAGCUUGUUAUGUGCUUGCGCCGAGCUCGGGGCAUUGGCAUUGGGUAGGAGAGUUCAUAUUUACAUGCUCAAAGUUGGUUUGAUUGAGAAUUUACAUGCAGGGAAUGCUCUUCUUGAUUUCUAUGCAAAAUGUGGAAGAAUUGAGGAAGCUAAAUAUGUCUUUUAUGAGAUGAAAGAAAAAAGUGUGGUGUCUUGGACAUCUUUGAUAGUUGGAUUGGCUGUUAAUGGGUUUGGAAAUGAAGCAAUCCAUCUUUUUAACCAAAUGGAAGGGGAAAAAUUGGCACCAACUGAUAUUACCUUAGUUGGAGUCUUGUAUGCUUGUAGUCAUUGUGGAAUGGUGGAAAAAGGGUUUCAUUAUUUCAAUAAAAUGAAAGAAAAAUAUGGAAUUACACCAAGGAUUGAACAUUAUGGUUGUAUGGUUGAUCUAUUAGGUAGAUCAAGGAAGGUAAAAGAAGCAUAUGAGUUUAUUAAAAACAUGCCCAUGAAACCAAAUGUUGUUAUAUGGAGGACCCUGUUAGGUGCUUGUUCUUUACAUGGACAUCUAGCCCUUGCACAAAUUGCAAGGGCUAAGCUACUAGAAUUAGAUCCGAAACAUUGUGGUGAUUAUGUACUUCUUUCGAACCUCUACGCAUCGGAGCAUCGAUGGACAGACGUGCACCAAGUACGAACCAAAAUGGUGAAGGAUGGAGUUAGGAAAACGCCCGGAGUUAGUCUUGUUGAGUUAAGAAAUCGCGUGUAUGAGUUUGUGAUGGGCGAUCGAUCUCAUCGACAAGAUAAAGAGAUAUAUGAUAAGCUAAGAGAGAUCAAUAAGGUUCUAAGAUUGGAAGGUUAUGUGGCUUGUACAAAGAAUGUGUUGGCUGAUAUUGAGGAGGAAGAGAAGGAAAGUGCAUUAAUAUAUCAUAGUGAAAAAAUUGCUAUUGCUUUUAUGUUGAUUAAUACUUUACCAGGAACACCUAUAACUGUGAUGAAGAACUUAAGGGUUUGUGGUGAUUGUCACCUUGCAAUUAAACUCAUUUCCAAGAUUUUUGAUAGAGAAAUUGUUGUAAGGGAUCGUAGUCGAUUUCAUCAUUUUAAACAUGGUUCUUGUUCUUGUAGAGAUUACUGGUGAUCAAUAGUUUAGUACGAUACUGGUCUUCAUAAUGUCAUGCAGAAAUGUUACAUGUUAUUCUCCAAUUUGAAUGAAUAGGUGGUAGAGGAGAUGAAUCACUAUUCAUUAGCAUCUGAAUAAAAUGAUUGUUAUUGACCAUGGAUUUUUCCGUAGUGGUAGAAUCAACACAUUGUAUUUAGUGUUAUCUCCUCUGCCAAUUCCAUAGUAAGCUAUUGCUAUGUAGAGAAAAGUCACUGCAGAGUACAAGCUGCACAAAGCUUCCAACUUGUAUCUAUAAGUUGUUGGUCCUAACUGUGAACAAAUUAAUAGAUACCUAUGUACUUGCAUUUUCAUUGCCAUGGCAAUCCAAAGUAAAGGUCAAUUCUCCUUGCCACCCUUCUCUACAAUGGCGAUUGCUUUAAAUCCACAAUUACUACCUCUAUAAGGACAAAAAUAUGUGGAAGAGAUUUCG
Messenger RNA from Amaranthus tricolor (Joseph's coat), 2325 nucleotides. RefSeq names its product pentatricopeptide repeat-containing protein At4g21065. The coding region runs from base 18 to 1874 and encodes 618 amino acids. Lineage: Eukaryota; Viridiplantae; Streptophyta; Magnoliopsida; Caryophyllales; Amaranthaceae. Gene Ontology annotation, biological process: RNA modification. Gene Ontology annotation, molecular function: protein binding; zinc ion binding; RNA binding. The record is from RefSeq and is a predicted model, not a curated record. The transcript has a single exon.